Molecule: messenger RNA, 1382 nt
Organism: Loxodonta africana (African savanna elephant)
Lineage: Eukaryota; Metazoa; Chordata; Mammalia; Proboscidea; Elephantidae
Product: olfactory receptor 10AD1-like
Exons: 1
Coding region: 426-1382 (318 amino acids)
Biological process (GO): G protein-coupled receptor signaling pathway; detection of chemical stimulus involved in sensory perception of smell
Cellular component (GO): plasma membrane
Molecular function (GO): G protein-coupled receptor activity; olfactory receptor activity
Source: RefSeq, a predicted model, not a curated record
CAGAAUCUUUGUUGAACACUUAUUAGCUCAUCACUCAUUUGUCUAGGUGCUUUGGCUAGUACUUGUAGAACAUUCAAAAGCCUGAAGCGGUGUGGGGGUAGUGGUUGACAACACAGCUUCUUGAAUCAGACUCCCUGGAUUUGAAUUUGAGCUUUACUACUUACUCACUGAAUACAAUAUUGACCCAAAUUGCAAUAGAAACUCCAUUGGUUUACGGUAUGGUUUUACUACAGUAGUCUGCAAUAGCACUGGCAUUUGCAGUGCCUAUGACACUGCUAACUCACAUGGGGUUUUUACUGAAAUUUCUAUCUUGUUCCUCCAUUCAUUCCCAAUCUGUGUUUAUGCAAGUGGGUUAACCAAGGGAGCACCUACACAAAGUUAUCUCCCCUGUGCUUUUCCUGUCCUCUCUCUUCAACAGGCCCCAGAUGAUGGACCUCGGGAAUGGUAGCACAGUGUCAGACUUUAUCCUCAUGGGCUUUGAGCAGAGCUCCCCUUCCACUCAGGCAUUGCUCUUUGCUCUCUUCCUAGCCCUCUACAGUCUGGCCAUGGCCAUGAACGGCCUUAUCAUCUUCAUCACUGGAAGAGACCCCAGGCUCAACAGCCCCAUGUACUUCUUCCUUGGCCACCUGUCCUGCCUGGAUGUCUGUUUCAUCACCACCACCAUCCCACAGAUGCUGAUCCACCUGGUGGUCAAGAACCACACUGUCUCCUUCACCUCCUGCUUGACUCAGAUGUACCUAGUUUUUGGUGUGGGUGUGGCUGAGUGCAUCCUCUUGGCUUUUAUGGCCUAUGACCGUUAUGUUGCUAUCUGCCACCCACUUAGCUAUACCCAGAUCAUGGGCCGGCAGGUCUGUGUGAGGUUGGUGGGUACUGCCUGGUCAUUUGGGCUGAUCAAUGGCAUCCUUCUUGAUUAUAUGACCUUUCAUGGUCCAUUCUGUAGAGACAACCAUAUAGAAAACUUCUUUUGUGAGGCUCCCAUAGUGAUCACUCUCUCUUGUGGGGACCCUCAGUUUAGUCUAAUGGUGAUCUUUGCGGAUGCCAUUGUGGUGCUGCUCAGCCCCGUGGUGCUCAUUGUCAUCUCCUAUGCCCGCAUCCUGGCCUCCAUCCUCAGUAGAGCCUCCUCCUCAGGUCGGGGAAAGACCUUCUCCACUUGCGCUUCCCACCUGACUGUGGUCAUCUUCUUCUAUACCUCUGCCAUGUUCUCUUACAUGAACCCCCGCAGCACACAUGGGCCUGACAAGGACAAGCCUUUCUCCCUCCUCUACACCAUCAUCACCCCCAUGUGCAACCCCAUCAUCUACAGUUUCCGCAACAAGGAAAUGAAGGGGGCCAUGGUGAGAGCCCUGGGGAGCACCAGCCUGGCCCAGGCAGAGUCUGUGUAA